Molecule: messenger RNA, 2347 nt
Organism: Manacus vitellinus (golden-collared manakin)
Lineage: Eukaryota; Metazoa; Chordata; Aves; Passeriformes; Pipridae
Gene: CRACR2B
Product: calcium release activated channel regulator 2B
Exons: 18
Coding region: 103-2229 (708 amino acids)
Molecular function (GO): GTPase activity; GTP binding; calcium ion binding
Source: RefSeq, a predicted model, not a curated record
UGCUGUGGAGUACACUGCUGGUUCCAGGGAAGGGGAGCAAUACUGUCCUGCCACUCAAGCUCUUCUGUUUGCCCAUGCCCUGAGGGAAAAGACUUUGAGAAGAUGGAGAACCAGAGGGGAGUGCUCUUGGGAUAUGUCCGCUGGGAAGGAGAAGAGGAAGGGGAUGAGGAGGAUCAGGUGGCUUCUUGUGUUUCUCCUUCCAGCCAAACGAGUAGACUGCAAGAUGUGGAGGUGGAGAUGCUUGAGAAGGCAAGGGAGCUCUUCCAGCUGUGUGACAAGGAUGAGAAGGGUUUUAUCACUAAGGUGGACAUGCAGCGGCUCCAGAGUGAACUGCCCCUAACCCUUCAGCAGCUGGAGACUGUUUUUGACAGCUUGGAACAGAACAAUAAGGGAUACCUGACACCUGUGGAGUUCAGCAUGGGACUAGGGAAGUUAAUAGGGAUUGAAUUGUGUCAAGGGGCUGGGAGAAUGGAUCACUCCAGGCACGAGGAGACCUUUGAGUCAGGCUGGUCAGAUGACUUGGACCCAGGAGAUGACGAUGAAGAGAAACGAUUCUGUUCCAUGAUGGAGCAGCUUGGAGCAGCCCAGUUGUUUGAAGAUCCACAUGAGAUUCGGGAGCUCUGGGCUCGGCUACGAAAGGAGCGUCCGGAGCUCUUAUCCAAUUUUGAAGAAUUUCUAUUGCGAGUUUCAUCGUACAUAAAGGAGGUGAAUCAUGAGAAGGAGUCCAUGGAACAGGCACUGAAGCGGAAGGAGUCAGACCAUGACCGAGAAGUCAGGUGCCUUUAUGAAGAAAUGGAACAACAGAUCAAAGCAGAAAGGGAGAGGCUGGUCUGCCAGGAAGCACUGAGACAUGACAGGAGUAACCUGCUCCAAAAGGAACUGCACAACAAAGAACAGGAGCUGGAGAAAAUCCUCUACCGCCAGAAGAAGCUGGAACAUCAGCUGCAGUCACUGAACUCAGAGCAGCUGGAGACCCGGGUGCAGAAUGAAAGGCUCCGGCACCUGAAUGAAAACCUGCUGGAAGAGCUGGAGAAAAGCAAAUGGGAGCUGGAGGCGGUGAAGGGGCAAUUACAGAAGCUUCAGAAAGAGGCUCAGCUUGAGCAAGAGCAGAAGGACAGGGAUGUGUUUAGAGUCUCCAAGAACAUGCAGAAAGAGAAACAAAGCCUCCUUCGCCAGCUGGAGCUCCUCAGAGAGAUGAACAAGAAACUUCGAGAUGAGCGAGACGCUUUUGAAGCCAAGAAGCUGGUGCCUCAGAACAAAAAGCCCCUGUUGAAGAAAGGCUCAGUGCUAGGCAGUUACCUGCUGGACGACAAGCCAGUCAAACGACAACUGGCCUCUGCGGACCUUCCCUUCACCUUCCCAGCGGAUGUGGCAGUGGAAGAACCCAACAGAAAGAACUGUAAAUACUUCCCAGGCAAUGGGACAUGGAUGAAGACAGGAGAAGGAGAAAGCACAAACUUUGGAGACAACCCUAGAGACAAGGAGAGAUGGCCCUUGGCAGCAGAUACUGAGUGGUUUAAGAUGACUUUGAAGGGUGACACUGACUGCAGAAAAAAAGCAGAUGGCUUAGAUGCUGCUCCGCUGCCUCCUAGAGCACAGCCUGUUGGCACUGAAACCAGGCUCCAGGCACUGGAACCAGCCAGCUGUUCCCCAGAUCGCAUCUUUAAAGUGGUGUUUGUAGGGAACUCUGGUGUUGGGAAGAGUUCCUUCAUCCACCGCUUCUGCUAUGACAGGUUCUUGGCUGAGCUCAAUGCAACCAUCGGUAUUGAUUACCAGGUGAAGAGUUUAAUGGUGGAUAACACCCAGGUUGCCUUGCAGCUGUGGGAUACAGCCGGACAAGAAAGGUUUCGGAGUAUUACCAAGCAGUAUUUCCGGAAGGCAGAUGGGAUUCUGGUGAUGUACGACAUGACAGCCGAGUGCUCCUUCAUGGCCGUGCGGAACUGGAUGAGCAGCAUCCAGGAAGGUAUCGAGGAUGGAGCUGUGGUCUUUCUGCUUGGAAAUAAAAUGGAUGCUGUGCAGAGAGAGACCCGGAAUGUGCCCAAGGUGGAGGGGGAAAGGCUGGCAAAGGAAUACAAGGCUGUCUUCUAUGAGUGCAGUGCGAUGACUGGCUAUAACAUCAUGGAGCCCAUGCUGCACAUGGCCAGGUUGCUGACAGCACAAGAAGACAGGCAGAGGGAGAAUGCCCUGCAGCUGGAAGAUAUCGGCAGGAGGAAAGGGUGCUGCACAUAAGGCACAUCAAUGUGUCAGCAAGAGGCAUGUGCCAGCACUGUAUCAUGAAGCUGGGGGUUCCUUUCAAGCAAGCUGAAUCUGAUGGUAUCAGCUCUCCAGAGAUUUGGGGAAGCUGAAG